AUGUUCAGAUCGUCCUCGUCCUCCUCGUCAUCGUCAUCGCAAAGCUCGUUUCGGAGGGUUCUCAAAGCUCCUGGCCGUCCCAUUGCCGUUCGAACCGAGUACAUCACGGAUGAGAAGACUUUCUUGAUCGUGAGGCCGCAAGGCGAUGCGCAGUCCUCCAGAGCGUACAAGAUUCAGGAUGCCGACGGGGUGACUCUAUUCACUGCCACAGGCCGUAAAUUUAGCGGUCGCCCUUGUCGAGAGUUCUGGGAUGCUUCUGGACUUCCACUGUUUGAGCUUCACAGGAAAAUGUCGCUCAAAAACGCAUGGAACGUCAGUCUGCCCGGGAGCAAGCACGCGAAUAUCGCGACGGCCACCGCGAGAUGGUCUGUCGGAGACUUUAAAAUCACGUUCCAGAAUAGAGCAGCCAUUGACUCGAAAAAGGAGGAUGAAAAGAUACUGACGCUGGAAAUCGAAAAAUAUGGCAACGCUUUGGCUUCAUUUGAUGUGGUGGAUGGAGAUAGGAAGGUCGCGGAAAUUCGCGAGAGUAUACCUCACAACGACAAAUUAGCCUUGAUGCCCAGCUCAAAGAAAGGCUAUCGACCGGUGCUGGAUGUCACAGUUACUGCAGGUGUGGACUUGUCUUUGAUUGCCAUGAUUACAGUCAUGGCAUCCGACUGGGUAUUUAGCUCGAACUAUUGA
This is a messenger RNA of Aspergillus clavatus NRRL 1, 681 nucleotides long. RefSeq lists its product as uncharacterized. The transcript is spliced from 2 exons. The record is from RefSeq and is a predicted model, not a curated record. Lineage: Eukaryota; Fungi; Ascomycota; Eurotiomycetes; Eurotiales; Aspergillaceae. The coding region runs from base 1 to 681 and encodes 226 amino acids.